Ruditapes philippinarum (Manila clam) is the source of this 1141-nucleotide messenger RNA. RefSeq lists its product as uncharacterized. NCBI's taxonomy places the organism in Eukaryota, Metazoa, Mollusca, Bivalvia, Venerida, Veneridae. The record is from RefSeq and is a predicted model, not a curated record.
GUUUAACAAAGUAUUUGUGUGGGCACAACGAAACCCUUGAAAAACCAUCACAAAUUUUCACAACUAGCGCAGACGUUUUCACCGUUACAUUCCAAAGACAAAAUAUUGCUAGACACUCAAGAGGGAACUUUAAUAUAAAGUUUAUAACCAUUUCUUCAGGAGUGUGUGUGGGAAGCGAUGUGUUUAACUGUUCCAACGGACGCUGUAUAGCAGAUAAAUACAAGUGUUCUGAUGACGUCAACGUUUGCGGAGAUGACGAUAUCCGUGAACAAGCUUGUGAUAUACUUGACGUUAUAACAGAGUUUGUAGAGAGUAUUGGGGAUUUUAUACAGAAAUACAUUUGGAUUAUCCCGGUUCUCAUCGGGCUGUGUGUAUUAAAUCAUCUUUGGAAGAAAUACAAGGACAAAUUUAGAUCGUCUGGUCGGUGUGAUUCCUGUAGGAAUUGUUUAGAUAUGGAUAUACUUGAUCGUUUUCUUACGGGGCGCCGAUCUUCAAAUUCUUCUGCUCGCAGGAAUAGUGUUCAACUCCAGACUGUCGACAACUCUCCUGGUUUACAACCGUCAUAUACAAGUGAAAAUGAGCGGGAAACAGGGGGCACUUUAGAUGAAUCUGAUGAUUCGUCUUCAUCAGAAUCUGACCUUAUUUUGAAUGAGGAUCCUGCAUCAGAUGCGCAAAUAAGUUUACAAGAACCAACUACCCCAGCAGCUCCUCCUCCUUCUUAUGACGAAGUCAUGACGUCAUCAUAUGCGAGCGCUCCAUCAUAUGAGGAAGUUAUCGAAAAUAAGGACAAAUACAAAACAGACAUGUAAAAGAGAUAUUUGGGAAAAUACAGCUAGCUCUAGAAUACUAAAUACAUUUGCUUUUUUCCCUAUUUUUACUUUAUUGUUGGUGCCAAAGUUUUUAUCCAGACAAUGUGGGCCUUUAUUUAUUUUUAUUAUCGUAUCUAAAACCGGUUAUUGCCUAUGUGUGAUAUAUUAUACAUAUAUGUGCAAAAUAUUUAUUAAAAUGUAUUUAAAAGUUAAUCAUAAAGAAAAAGAUCAGCUACAUUGUUUCUCUUCUACUAUUUGUAGACGAGAUUUCUGUCACAAAUUAUGUACAUGUAGUAUGUAAAUGGAAUGUAUAUUUGAGCAAUUUGAAUGCU